This is a messenger RNA of Apodemus sylvaticus (European woodmouse), 528 nucleotides long. RefSeq names its product odorant-binding protein 2a-like. The record is from RefSeq and is a predicted model, not a curated record. Gene Ontology annotation, molecular function: small molecule binding. Bases 1 to 528 code for a protein of 175 amino acids. NCBI's taxonomy places the organism in Eukaryota, Metazoa, Chordata, Mammalia, Rodentia, Muridae. The transcript is spliced from 6 exons.
AUGAAGAGCCUGCUCCUUACCGUCCUGCUGCUGGGUCUGGUGGCUGUCCUGAAGGCUCAGGAUGUCCCAUUAGAUGACCAGGAGGAUUUCUCUGGGUUCUGGCAUGCAAAGGCCAUGGUACACAAUGGGAGCCUACCCAAUCACAAGAUACCCACUAGGGUUUUCCCUGUGAGAGUGACAUCCCUGGAAGAAGGGGACUUGGAGGUCACAAUUACCUUCUGGAAGAAGCAUCAUUGCCAUGAGUUUAAAUUAAUUCUGAAGAAAACAGAAGAGCCUGGCAAAUACACCACCUUUCACGACAAGAGGGUUGUUCAUAUUGAACAGACGUCGGUGAAGGACCACUACAUUUUCUACUGUGAAGACCCGAACAACGGGAAGUUUGGCAUGGGAAAGCUCAUGGGGAGAGACUCUGAGGAAAACCCAGAGGCUAUGGAAGAAUUUGUGAAAUUCAUACACCGCAUGGGACUCCGAGAGGAAAACAUGUUUGUGCCAGAGAACAGAGAUGAGUGUGUUGAUGACAGUGACUAG